This is a messenger RNA of Lobosporangium transversale, 1082 nucleotides long. RefSeq names its product nucleoside phosphorylase domain-containing protein. Bases 44 to 958 code for a protein of 304 amino acids. Gene Ontology annotation, cellular component: cytoplasm. Gene Ontology annotation, biological process: nucleoside metabolic process. The record is from RefSeq and is a predicted model, not a curated record. Gene Ontology annotation, molecular function: purine-nucleoside phosphorylase activity. The transcript is spliced from 4 exons. NCBI's taxonomy places the organism in Eukaryota, Fungi, Mortierellomycota, Mortierellomycetes, Mortierellales, Mortierellaceae.
CCGAAAUUCUACUCUCCUCUAUUUCAACUGAAUAUUGUCGACAAUGGCCAACGCUGCUACAUUCAAGGACCUCCAAGGUGCUCUUGCCUUCCUCACCCUCGGUGAAAGAGCCUUGCCUACAAAUCUUGCCAAGCCCAAGGUGGGAAUCGUCUGUGGAUCCGGUCUUGGUGGCCUCGUUGAUGCUCUCCACAACAAGGUGGAGUUUGCAUAUUCUGCAAUCCCUGGUUUCGUCGACUCCACCGUUGCCGGACAUGCUGGUAAACUCGUAUUUGGCCUUCUUGGUGACAAUGACGUCCCCACUGUCUGUAUGGUCGGUCGCUUUCAUUUUUAUGAGGGAUUUGCAUUGACUCAGACAACUUACCCGAUCCGUCUCAUGUCGCUUCUCGGUGUAGAGACCCUUAUUGUUACUAAUGCUGCUGGUGGAUUGAACCCUGCCUUCCAAAUUGGCGACGUUUGUAUUAUUGAGGACCACAUCAAUCUUCCUGGUAUGACUGGUAACAACCCAUUGAUUGGACCCAACAUGGCCGAAUUUGGACCCCGCUUCCCUCCUAUGUCAGAUGCCUACUGUCCUCGUCUUCGUCGUCUCGUGUAUGAGGCUGCCAAGAAAUUAAAUAUCCCCAAGUUCCUUCAUGAGGGUAUUUACGUAUUUGUCUCAGGGCCUUCAUACGAGUCCAAGGCUGAGUGCCGCUUCUUGAGAUCCAUCGGCGCCGACGUUGUAGGCAUGUCUACAAUCCCCGAAGUCAUUGUCGCAAGACAUUGUGGUAUCAAGGUCUUGGGCUUGAGUUUGGUCACUAACCGUGCCGUUAUUCAUCGCGAGCCGCGCUCUGACCCAGACGCACCCCCAGAAGUGAGGCCAAUGGAGGAAAGGAUCGCAAGCCAUGAGGAAGUGCUGGAGGCUGCAGAUGCCCGUGCUAAAGAUCUGCAGACCCUUGUCAAGUAUCUCGUCGAUAUGAUCUAGAGUUAUAUUAGAUGCAUCCAUUCGUGCCUAGAUUAAAUAGAUAAAUAGAUAGACCUUUCAUUUCGUAAUUAAUGAUCAUCGCUGACACCAUGAGAUAUCCUAAUGUUCUGUGUCAAUCUUUUCU